Molecule: messenger RNA, 2301 nt
Organism: Suillus fuscotomentosus
Lineage: Eukaryota; Fungi; Basidiomycota; Agaricomycetes; Boletales; Suillaceae
Exons: 6
Coding region: 1-2301 (766 amino acids)
Source: RefSeq, a predicted model, not a curated record
AUGCCCCAGUCCAACUCAUCAGUCGAUAGCCCAAAAAAGACCAAGCAGAAGAAAUUAACCGAUGAAGAGGUGCUGGUCUUGAAAUCCCACCUAGAAGAAUGGAAGGAAGCAGCUGCCAACAAUAGAAAAAAGAUUCUGAAGGCCGUCAUAAAAGAGGCCAAGGUGCAUGCCCCUGCUAUGGAUGACCGGUCAUUGAAGAACAGGAAAUAUACGUACCGGGACUGGUUAUAUAACCGGAGACCUGAAAAGACUCAAGAAAAGAAAGCCAACAAGUUUGGUCAGAAAUGGACUUCCCGGUCGGUCAUAGAACAACUGCGCAAGGAGGAGAUCAUUGAAAAGACUGGAGCGAUGCCAGGAUCGAAGAAAUUUAUUGAAAGAUAUCAGACAACACUCACUGCAGUGGUGGCCAGUCUAUCUAAAGAGGAGCUGGAGGAGGCUCAGAACACUGCGAUUGAGUGGUCUGCCAAGGCUCCUCCUGCAGCUGUUCAGGUGGACUUUGCAAAGAAGAAAGCACCCGGUAUGAUGAAGGAUCUGGCAACAAAGUUGUGGAAGCAGGUCGGUAUGAGAAUUUUCAUAUUGUCAGCAUGGAAAACAGAGGAAGACGAAGUCCGGAUCAAUGGAAUUGACUUCAAUGAAAAGUUGAAGGGGAAUAGUUUUACCGAUAUGAAGGACUGGAAGUCCAUGUUAUCGGAGUGGAAUGCCUAUGCUGGUGAAGAGUUCGACGUUGACCUGAAUAAUGAUGACGAUGAUAAUGAAGAGGAGGUGAAGAAGAGCAGGAAGAAAGGUGGAAAGAAGGACAAUUAUCCUUUGGAGGUGGAUAGCUAUGGGCUGCCGGUCAUACCGGACGUCACAGAGCUUAACCUAGAGAGCAAAAAGCAUCUUAUAAGGACUUUCCUCACAAAGCACUACAGAUUGUGCAGCCAACAACCAAAGGCGUCUGUUCCUUGGGCCUCAGUCAGGAUGGCUCAGGGUGACUUUAUUGCAGCCAAGUUUUUACCUACCGGCUGGAGGCUCAACGAUCCGUCAAAGAUUCGGCUGGCUGAUGCUGACCGGCUACAGAAGGACCAGGUUCGCCCAACCUUUGAAUUUAAAGGCUGGGAAGGCGAUGAUAAGACAAUGAGAGAACCGGCAGAGAUAAUCUCCGGCAAUGGUUCUGAUGCGAGACCCAGGGUUCCAGUGAAAAAGUCCACCGGAAGGCGCACCAGGGGGGUGGAACCGGUGUCUAGUAGUGAGGAUAAGAACAAGGAUGAUGAAGAUGAGGAGAAGGAUGACGAUCACUAUCACGAUGACAACCUCCAAUCACCACCACCAAAGUUAAAAUCUAUCAACAAUUGCCCACCGGUCAAGAAAUCCAUACCUGUCCCACCACCACCUUCAAAGGCAGAACGGGCCAAUACGGUCCGCAGCACUAGUCCGGCGUCAGAGGAGGAAGAUACUCGCCUACCGGUCAAGAAAUCCAUACUGGUCCCACCACCACCUUCAAAGGCAAAACGGACCAAUACCAUCCGCAGGGCUAGUACAGCUUCAGAGGAGGAAGAUACUCGCCCACCGGUCAAGAAAUCCAUACUGGUCCCACCACCACCUUCAAAGGCAAAACGGACCAAUACCGUCUGCAGGGCUAGUACAGCUUCAGAGGAGGAAGAUACUCGCCAACCGGUCAAGAAAUCCAUACCGGUCCCACCACCACCUUCAAAGGCAAAACGGACCAAUACUGUCCGCAGGGCUAGUACAGCUUCAGAGGAGGAAGAUACUCGCCCACCGGUCAAGAAAUCCAUACCUGUCCCACAACCAACUUCAAAGGCCAAACAGACCAAUACCGUCUGCAGCACUCGUCCGGCUUCAGAGGAGGAAGAUACUCGCCCACUGGUCAAGAGAUCCAUACCGGUCCUACCACCACCUAAAUCAAAAUCAUCCCAAAAGAGGGGUAGGGUUGCUCCCAUUCAAUCUGAUUUGGAGUCGGAUGGUCCGCCACCAGUCAAGAAAUCAAAGCUGACUGCAAGUGGAAGGGGACAGGCAGAAGACAACACCAGCACCGGUUCUGCACAAUCAACUGGUAAUGAUGACAAUGAUCCUCUGCCUUCGCAACAUCUUUCUAGAAGUCGUGCAUUUGGCCCUACAUCAGGUGUCUAUGCCAAGAAUAAAACUAACAAAGCACCGGUGCACAAACCAACACCCCCUGCCCCAAGAAGGGACUCCGGCAAGAAAGCCAAAGCAUCUGAAGCACAGACAACCAAUCCAGAGCCAAAGCGCUCUCAUAGAAGUACAAAGGCCUCUUAUAAAGCUCAGUAUAUGCAAUCAUAG